Molecule: messenger RNA, 3729 nt
Organism: Ceraceosorus guamensis
Lineage: Eukaryota; Fungi; Basidiomycota; Exobasidiomycetes; Ceraceosorales; Ceraceosoraceae
Product: Nrap protein
Exons: 4
Coding region: 1-3729 (1242 amino acids)
Biological process (GO): rRNA processing; tRNA export from nucleus
Cellular component (GO): small-subunit processome; CURI complex; UTP-C complex
Source: RefSeq, a predicted model, not a curated record
AUGCCGGGCCUCAAACGCAAAUUGGCAGCAACGCGAGCGGGAUCGCCCAUCAAACGGAUUGCACCCAGCGCGCCCAGCACGCACGCACCCAGCGCGCCCAGCGCACCCACCACACCAAGCGACGACGACGACGACGACGACGACGACGACGACGACUCCAAGUACGAGUCGGAAGAUGGCGGGUUUGAAGAUCUGGAGGGAGAGCCAGCGCCAGCGCCAGCGCGAGAGCACACUGCCACGCACACGCACGCACACACGUCACGCAAGAGCACGGGAUUGUACGCCAUGCCAUCCGCAGACGAGGUGAACCAGUUGCGCGCCACGGGAGAGCUGUAUCGGGAUGGCGUGUUGAAGCUUCAGAUCGAAGCGAUGCUGCCUGCUCUACGUCCACGCUACGAGUCGACUAGCACGCUCGAUGGGGCCCUGCAUCGCCUCAAGGCGCACCUCGAUCAGCUGCCCACGCUCCCAGGCGUCCCCUUCGACUCGGCUCAAGCAUCGCUCGAAAAGGCCUUUCCUGGCGUCCACGUCCGCAUCCCUUGGCCGCCAGCACCACCACCAAAGGGCAAGCUCGCCUACGCCUUUGCUCCUCCCACAGCCGUCCAUCUCGUCGGUUCUUGGCCUCUUUGCACAGCAGCCAUACGAUCUGCGCCGAUGAAUGUAGACAUGGACGUGCAGAUGCCCAGCUCCCUCUUUUCCGUCAAGGAUGUGCGCGCAGGCAGGUACGCGGCCAAGCGCGCCUUUUACUGCGCCGCACUAGCAGCUUCCAUUGCCAAUGCUCCUGAUCUCGGUCUUCGUGUGCGCUUCGAGGAGGAGGCGUCGGCGGAUGCCCACUCGCACGCCACGCUCGUCUUGCUGCCCAGCAAAGACCAAAAGGAGACCGACUUUUCCAAACAAAAAGUCGUCGUGCGCGUUCACUUGUCCCACGAGCUGGGUCUCUUUCCUGUUCGCAGGUUGGGUCCCGCAAAGGUCAACGUUGAAGCGAGCGAGGGCGAGCGCGGGGGCGAGCGCGGGGGCGAGCGCGGGGGCGAGGGCAUCGCUCGCGAGGGUGAAUCGCGCUCGCACGGCUCGCUCGCUUCACCCUCGCACUCGCACGCCGCCUACAACAGCAGCAUCGCCCGCGACAGUCUGCGCGUGGCGCACCUCUUCUAUUUGCACGCCACCGCAUCCACCUGUCCAGCAUUCGCCGACGCCAGUCUCCUGCUCAAGACGUGGGCCUUCAAGAGGGGUUUGGGGGGCGGAGAUAGAGCCAGCGCGGUGGGGUCCGCAUCCGUGCGAUUCCUCUUGACCAUGAUCCUCGCCCAUCUCCUUCACGAAGGGGCGGUGCGCGCGGGGUUCAGCAGCUACCAACUCUUUCGAGGCGUGCUGGAUUUCUUGGCGCGACGCUUGAGCAGCGAGGUCACCGCCUUUAUGAAGCACAUUGCCGGCAUUCCCAGUCACCACGCGGACAUUCCGCGCGAGGAGUGGGGAGCGUUCGCGCCCUGCCUCGUGGACCCGACGGGCGCUUUGAAUUUAUUGGCAGGCAUACCACAAGGUACGCUCUCGCACAUGGCAGCAUGCGCCAGCGCCUCGAUCGCGCUAUUGGACGCCGUCGGCGGGGAUGCAUUCUCGGAGCUAUUCAUCGACGACCGCAGCUCUCCUCUGCUGACGUUUGACGAGGUGGCCAGCGUGCGCGGCGGCGGGGGUGCGUGUCGAGAGGGCGCGGGCGCGAGCGCAAGCACCCUAGCGAGCCUGGCACUCCGCGCACUCGGAUCGCGCGCCAAGUACGUCGCUUGCUUUGAUGGCGGCGCAUCUACGUGGUCCAUCGACUCGCCUCGCCCUUCCAACAACACCGUCGAACUCGCGCUCGUGCUAGACGCCGAACAUGCCCUACGUCUGGUGGAGCAUGGACCACCGCCAGAAGACGCUGCAGCCGCACAAUCCUUCAAGCAAUUCUGGGGAGACUUGUCAGAGCUGCGACGAUUUCGCGACGGUCGCAUCCUCGAAUCCGUCGUCUGGCCGGCGGCCGAGGGACGCGCGCGAAUCCCUCGAAAGAUUGUCGAGCACAUUCUUGCUCGUCACGCGCGCCCGCAGGCGGCGGUACAGUGGCAUGCCGACGCUUACGAGGGCUUGUUGAAGCUCCCCGCAAUCAUCGAAUCGUGCGCAUCGCUGCAAGACACUAGCAAGUCGGGCUUUCAAGCCGUGCAAUCCGCCUUUGAACAGCUUUCCCGCGCAUUGCGCGCAUUGCAAGGCUUGCCGCUCGCACUGAUCGCCAUCGCUCCAGCAGCGGAAGCUCUUCGAUGCACCAGCGUCUUCAUCCCCACGCCCCUCGUAUUGGACUCGCUCGGCACUCGAAUACCCGACGCGGCAUCCCAUCUGCCCGCACACGACCUCAUCCUCACCCUAGAGAGUUCGGGAAAAUGGCCAGACGACUUGUCAGCCAUUCGAGCGAUGAAGCUGGCCUUUUACCAAAAGAUGGCCGAAAUGUUGCCGCUCGCGCUCGAGGGAUCGCGCGCGGUGGUGGUGCGCGGCGGCGGCGACGCGGGUGGCGUGGACGACGACGACGACGAUCACCUCGAAGCGAUCCUAAGCCAAGGAUUCGCAUUUCGCGCUCGCAUCCACCACGAGCGGGAGCGCACCUUGUUGGCGCGCGCGCACGCGCUCGCGCCCGCCCUCGCACGCCAUUCUCGCCGUUUCGACGUCUCUCCCCGUCAUCACGCGCUCGUCUCUACGCUUCAAAAUCGCUUCAUUGCAUUUUCAGAGACUUGUCGAUUGCUAAAGAGGUGGACAUCGUGUCAGAUGCUCUCUCACAUUGCCCCCGAACUGCUCGAACUCGUCGUCUUGAGCGUAUUCUUGGCCGCGUCGCGCGCGCCAUGCAGCGCCUCCACCGGCUUCCUGCGCUCCUUGCAGAUGCUCGCGCUUUGGAAUUGGAAAGAGGAAGCGCUGCUGGUAGCAGGACACGCAGCCGUCGAGCAAUCGGAGGAAGAUGUGCGCGCGGGAAAGCUUGCAAAGUUCGACGUCGAUGCGUCGUUGCGAGCGCAAGACGAUUUCAAGACGCUUCGAGCGCAAGAUCCUUCUUGCGAGACGCGAGCUUGGAUCAUCGUCACGGAGAUGGAUUUGAAGGGUGCGGAUUUUGCCAGCAGAGGACCUACAGCUGCAGAGGCGCACGCGAUGCAAAGAUUGGCCGGUGCGGCGUGUGCCAUCAUUCUAGAAAGGGGGGCGGGCAUGAGCGCCAUGGAAGUUCGAUCCAUCUUUACGCCCUCUCUCUCGCACUACGAUUUCUUGAUCCACCUCGAUCCCACCGUGCUACCGCGCUACGCUCAAUCGCUCGCAUUCGACCCCUCCCUCAUCGCGAGCGCGAGCGCGAGCGCGAGCGCGAGCGCGCACGCACGCACAAAGUUCGCAAACUUGGCGUCGCCAUUCGCUGCAUCCCGCUUCGGCAUCUCGCCUCGACCAGCAUUCGAUGUCGGAUCGGAUUUCGUCAAUCUGUUGAUGUCCCUCUUUUCGGAUACGCUGCGAUUGUUCUACGAUGCGCACGGAGGAAGCGUCAUUGGCGGAUUGUGGAACCCGUCUUUGCUGGCUAAAAGACCCUUCAAGCCGUUGCUGGGUUAUUCUAGCGUGCCGUGCGGCGAUGGCAAGGACAAGAUGGUCAGGUUGAAUUGCGAGGCGAUCUGCGAGGAGAUUGAGAGGUUGGGAAAGGGCAUCGUGGUUGGUGUGCAGCGCGUGAACCGGCGCGCGAGUGCGGGUGCGUGA